UUACUUGUUUUGCCUCAUUUUACAGAGUCUGUAUAUGUAAUAAAACUGGGCUGGAGAGUGAUUUAACUUGUGAAUAAACAACAUGGCUGCUCAGACCUUCAUUGCCAUCUCUGAGCUGCAUCCCAACUUCUCUCAUCCUAAAGUGGCAGGUAUCAUCAUUGGGAAAACUGAUGUCAGAAGCUUUCCUGACAGAAAAAAUAUUGGUGUCGACAGAUUCACUUUUAGCUUCACAAUGAGGGACUCACCUGACUUCUUCAUUAAUGUGACGGCCUGGGGAAAUGAUGGGUACAUCAACGGGCUCUCCAACAGCUUCAGCACUGGAGACUGUGUUAUUGUUGAAAAUCCUUUGGUUUCCAACAUAGACCCAGAGAAAGACAGAUUCUCUCCCACAACACCGAGCCUCUAUAGGCUGCUGGUGGCGGAGGCUCAUUCGCAGGUCAGUCUGUGUGCUGACAUGGAAACCAUCGACAGGCUGCUGCCACUGCUCCACCUGCCAGUGAAGGACUCCAGAGAUUUCUACUCUCUGGGAGACAUCGUGGCCAACGGGCAGAGUCUAGAUGGCACGGUGAUAAAUAUUCUGGCCGCAGUGAAAUCGAUCGGAGAGCUGAAGCAGUUCACCACUUCAGACGGACGCAAAGGGCAGAGGCUGGAAGUGAAGCUCUUUGAUGACUCCGUCUCUUCCUUUGCUCUCGUCUGUUGGGACAGAGAAGCCAUUCAGCUCGUGCAAACUUUGAUACCCAAGGAGACGGUGCUCUUCAUAGCUGACGCAAAGAUUAGCUUUGACAGCUUUCGCAACGGCAUGACAGCAACCGUUAACUCGAAGACGAUUAUCACUGUCAACCCCGACACCAGAGAGGCCAGCCUGCUGUUCAGCUACGCUAAAGAAGUAUCUGAGUCUGGAGCUCUGGAUCAAGACGAGAAGCAAGAAGAUGUGCCUGUGGACUCCAUCACUGACGUGUACACAGUGAGCCAGCUGAAGCAGAAAGGUCAGGAGAGUCCUGAGGCUUUCUUUGGAAUCACAUACAGCUUCAUCUCCAAACUGGACAUCGACUCCUCUGUUUCAAAAGUCAUCACGAUGCGGUGCUGCAGGUGCAAGUUGCAGGUGCCUGAGGAUGCACAGAGCUGCAGCAGCCUGAUGUGUCCUGGGAGGGAUCAGCCGUUUUCAGCCACCACAGGCUUCGGCCUGCUGGUUGACUUCACAGACCACACCGGCACCCUGCAUGCCUGCACCCUGAGGAGCCCAGUCGCAGAGAAGACACUCGGCUGUACAACCGAGGAGUUCACCAGUUUGACUGAUGACGAGCGCACUGCACUGAAGUGGAAAUUUCUUCUGGAGAGAUGCAAAAUAUAUGUGAAGAUCCUCCCUUCUACUAAAAUGAGGAGUGGGAUCAAAGGGACGGUCCUGGGCUGCUCAGUGGCGGACCCAGGGGAGGUGAAACAGCACAUGUCUGCCCUGCUGCAGCAGCUCUGAUCUCAACAUACACUGACUGAGCAGGAGAGCACAUUAUGUUAAAGUUUUUGUGAGGAAAUGUUCUGGUUGAAAUAACUAAUUUAUACAUUUGUGUCUAGAUAGACUCUCUGCAUAUUUAUUUAUUUAACUUAUUUAUUUAAAUGUAUUUAUUAAAGAAUGUUCUGUUGCCUUUUUUCAAUAUGUUCAGUGUCAAAUGUAUCAGUGAACCUAUGUUGUUGCAUUAAAGGAUAUUACAUAUAAGAUUAUAA
Molecule: messenger RNA, 1719 nt
Organism: Centropristis striata (black sea bass)
Lineage: Eukaryota; Metazoa; Chordata; Actinopteri; Perciformes; Serranidae
Gene: meiob
Product: meiosis specific with OB-fold
Exons: 13
Coding region: 83-1471 (462 amino acids)
Biological process (GO): resolution of meiotic recombination intermediates
Molecular function (GO): single-stranded DNA binding; single-stranded DNA 3'-5' DNA exonuclease activity
Source: RefSeq, a predicted model, not a curated record